Molecule: messenger RNA, 1014 nt
Organism: Lachancea sp. 'fantastica'
Lineage: Eukaryota; Fungi; Ascomycota; Saccharomycetes; Saccharomycetales; Saccharomycetaceae
Source: the annotation of a GenBank genome assembly
AUGGCAGAUGAUGAGGAGUAUCAACGACAACUAGAGCUUCAAAGAGAGGCCUUUGAAGCCCAGUUUGGAUCACUAGAAUCGAUGGGUUUUGAAGACAAAACGAAAAAGCAGGUUUCGGAUGAAACCUCCGGUAGCGAAGAGCAGGAACAUGAUUCGCAAGACGAUUCGCAAGACGGUUCGCAAGACGAGUCUGGGAGUGAUGGAGAUGCUAGUUUCCAAGGGUUUUCUGACGAUGAUACGGAGGCAAAAGAGCCAAGAAGCGAACCGCAGACUAAACGUCAACCAAAAGUCAUCAAGUUCGAUGGUGCUAGUGAUGUGUAUUCUGCGCCAAACAGAAAGGAGCAGAAGUUGGUGAGGUCCGGAAAGGCCCCCAAGCAAAGCUUGGCAGAGGCUAGAGAGCAGGAGGAGAUGAUGCAGGCGGGCCAGGAUGAAGAGGACGACACGGCAGACGGCGAAAAAGAGAACCUACAAAGCGAUCUGGAACUGCAGAGAUUUUUGAAAGAAUCGCAUCUGUUGAGUGCUUUCAGCCAAAACGAGCCCAGUGGUGCUGAUCUUACGCUUCAGACUAUGAACAACGUGGAAUACAGGGAUGACCAGGUUUUCGGCAAAGCCCGCUCUCGUACACUGGAAAUGCGUCUCAAAAACCUGUCCUCCGUCAACGGCAAGGAACAGAAACUGGAAAAAGUGCCAAUAAACAUCAGGAAAGGUAUGGUCGAUAAGCAUGUCAAGAGAAUCAAGAAACACGAACAGGAAGCCCGGGAGGGAGGUAUCAUUUUGUCGAAAGUCAAGAAGGGAGAAUUUAGGAAAAUUGAUUCAACCUACCGGAAAGAUAUCGAAAGGCGGAUUGGGAGUCGAAACAGCUCUGCGGACAAGCAGCGUAGAGCCAAGCGGCAAAAGGGACUCAAAGUCAGUUCGGUUGGUCGCUCUACUAGGAACGGGCUGAUCAUCUCGCCAGAAGAAAUUAGACGCAUUAACGGAGACGGCAAAGGUAAGCCCAAGGGAAGAAGAAGAUAA